AUGGAGCAGCUGCCAACUCGGGAUGCACUUCGAAAAAGACUAGUUCAGAUUGAGUCCGACGCGUGUUCUCUUUCUGAAGAGGUUGCUGAGACUGAUGAUCACUUAUUCACAGCUUGUAGUUUCGCUUGUGAAGUUUGGCAGGACAUUAUGGCGUGGUGUCGCCUCCCUCCGUUGUUCGCAUUCUCAAUUAGUGAUAUCAUUUUGUACCACAAAACAGUCAAAGGAAACAAGGAGCACAUCAAAAUGGUGAAGCCUAUCAUGCUCUUGGGGUAUUGGUCGCUUUGGAAGGCUCCUAAUGAGUUGAUUUUCAACCGAAUAAAGACGAAGGCUGCGAUGAUAGUUCAACAAGUAAAAGCUCUAGGAUUUCGCUGGAUAAAAGCCAGCUCUAAGAGAGGCCUGAUGACGGAAGAGCAAUGGCGUACAUUCGAGUUCGGAUAG
Messenger RNA from Helianthus annuus (common sunflower), 438 nucleotides. RefSeq lists its product as uncharacterized. NCBI's taxonomy places the organism in Eukaryota, Viridiplantae, Streptophyta, Magnoliopsida, Asterales, Asteraceae. The transcript has a single exon. The record is from RefSeq and is a predicted model, not a curated record. The coding region runs from base 1 to 438 and encodes 145 amino acids.